UCACACAAAGAAGUAAACGGGAGUGAGCAGUGACUGAGAACAAGUUCCACGUUAGCGUUUAUAUUGUUAUUUAGACGCGUAUUAACACCCUGGAACUCAACAUAUGACUAAUUUAACUGCACAGCAUCACAUACAUGGUACUGUUUAAUUCGCGUUGGAGACUGGAUUUGGUUGAUAGAUGUUAUCUAGGUAACGCUAGUUAGCUGCUAACGUUGGCUAACAAUGGCUAACUGUAUGGUUUUUCACACUCAAAUAGCCUCCAUCAUGGAGAUGCUAGCGAAUGCAGCUGUGGCAGAUAUCUGUAAACUCGUAGACGACGACUAUGCAGUGUUUCGUUUGGAAAUAACUCAAAGCCAGAAAGAAAACCGGGGAUUACGGAGGAAACUACAGCUACUGGAACUGAAGGUGGCACGGGAGCGCGCAGAGAAAACCAAUAGGGUCAAGAUCCUCGACCGAUACAGAGCAGUAAUGCCAAGAGGUGAAGGACAUUUUACUGGAGGCUACAGGAGCUUUGUGAAUCCAGCGGGACACAAUACAUUGAGAGAUGACCAACCAAUCAGUUUUGGUGAGGGGAGUGGAACCUCAACCCAGCAUGCUAUCAUGAUAGAGUCUGCAGAGGCUGCAGGUCCUGGUGUCAAGCAGGGUAGGACUGAAGUAGAGGACGCACAACACAGCAGAGACAUCCAGACUGGAGUGACUGGAGCACCCCCUGUAGCCACGGAGGACCCCACCACCGUCGCUCGACGAAGCAUCACGGAGUCAGUAGACAUGGAGGAUGAGAAGCCUGAUCUGCUGCUAGUCAAAGAGGAGACAAUAGAAGACGGACCAGAGAGCAUUGAUCUGCUGAGUGGACUAAAGAUGGGGGAGCAAGGUGGUUGGCAGGAGGCUAACAGAGGAGACUGGGUGGCCAUCUUGGAUUCCCAGACCCAGACGGGUGCAGCCAAGGGCCCAGGGGACAACAUCACUGAGCAGGCCAGGACCAGAGGUGACAUAGUGGAGGUCAAUGGAUGGGGCAGCGUCCUCAACUCUGGGCUGGGGAACAACACCGUUAACCCCCUAACAGGUGCUGCCUUCAGCCUGCCUUCUAUAGGAUCUAUCAACUGGAACAUGGACCCUGCAAUAACUCAGACACUCCCUGGUCUUCAUCCUCUUCACACUGUCCUAAUGUUAAACCAGACCUCAGACAAUGCCAGUGCCUCAACACUAAAUGGGUACACAAGCCCAUUGACAAAUGACAGUAGUAGCAAUGCUAUCAGUAGCUCUGGAGGCAAAGAGAAGCACUUCCCAUGUUCGUUCUGUGGGAAAGCCUUCAGUUUCCGCAAACAGAUGGAGAUCCACCAGAGGAUGCACACAGGGGAGAAACCAUUCGGGUGCCAACUGUGCCGGGCCAGUUUUUCACAAUCAUCCAGCCUGAACAGGCACCAGAGAGUCCACACAGGGGAGAAACCCUACAGCUGUCCCCAGUGUGAGAAGAGGUUCUCCCACCAGCACCAUUUGAAGGUGCACCUGAAGAUCCACACGGGAGAGAGGCCAUUUGCCUGUACGCACUGUGGGAAGAGGUUCUCAGAGAGGAGAUAUCUCAGGAUACACCAACAGAAAUUGCACACGACCCAUGUAUAGUGACAUGUAAUGUAGUACUAGUUAGUUUGUAGUUAAUUCUGUUGGUUUUGGAUGUAAUGGGGAACUGUAUGAGGUGAACUGAGGAAAGAAGAAGUAUGAUGGUAUGAUGAGGUAGAGUAGAUGAUGGUGUCUGUAAAAAUGUUUCACUGAUUUUAGACUAACAAUAUUGUCCUGUUUUGAUGAUGUUUUGUGAUGAGGAAAUGAUUGGGCCUUACGUUGACUUGACAUGAAGUAGUGAAGCUGUGUGUAAUGUUGAACCUUUUCCAAAGUAAUCUAAAAUGUAUUUUAUCAAAGCGAGGGUUCCAGAUUUUUCAGAAAAGGUAGUGUUCACUUUUCUCACUUUUCUACUUUUCACAUAUCGUUUUUUUACAAUAAUAGUACUGAACUUCACGUACAUUGAAAUGAGAUACAAAAUUGACUCUGUGCUGACUGACUUGGUUAUCUUUUGGUCAUUGCAGGGACUGAGUAUUCCUUAGCUCAGUCAGACCAAAACAUACUUAAUUCUUAAAUUAACACUUUUGGAUUUUUUUUUUUUACAAUAAACUCUAAUGGCUCCAUAUUGUUGGGUACUUGAAUCACACUAUUAGAGAUGGGCUUGACUGUGGUUAACAUUUUAUAGUGUCAUGUUUGUGUGUACAGCAAAGAGUUUCUUAUAUAAACCUUUAUGCUUUUCUGUUCAAUGUGUUUUACAGUCUGCAAUCCGUGAGGACCUGCUGAUAUUUAGUGUUGCUGGCGGGAGAGACUGUACCACUGAAGUGGCUGGCCACAAUCCCUGACCCCGGACAAAGCCUUCCCUCUUCGUUCCACAGUCGGAACAAGGACCCAACCGUAAGUGACAGAGACUUCAACACCACCACAAAGAACACAACCAGUGGACAGGUGGACUGAACAACCUCAGUCCUGGUGGUCAUCAGAGAGACAGAGACUCCAGUCAGGGAUUCAGUCUCAGUGCAUGGUUACCCCACAAAUACAAACAGGGGCAGGAUGAGCAUUCACCAUGAGGUACCUAGCCUAUAACACAGCACACAAUACCGAACUUCAAUGCAUUUAGGAAAAUAGAGUCUGUUGCAGAGUAAAGCAUUGGAACAUAGGGGGAAGAGAGAAAGGGAACAAGAGAGGUCUUAGUUGUGGUCUUUAGGGUGCAGGUGUACGGUCUGACUGUCCGAUGGUGUGUUGGGUUGUAGUUUAACGCUUCGCAACAAUGUUGCUACUAAUCCAUUGCGAUCCAUAACCGUCGCGGUCCCAAAUGAGAACAACCACGUCGUCGAGCGCUCACACCGAGGAUUGAUUUAAAUACUGUAUAACUGCAUACGCUGAAGACAAACAAAAAAACUUCUGCAGCAUAGCACACACAAUCAAAACUGUCGGGCCACCCAAGAGCUCCUCCCCAAAGAGCUGAACAAGCUCUCUUUUAUCUCCUCCUUCCUUACUGCUCAUGCGCUCUUAAAGUGGCCGCGCACCAUGAAGGCUCCGUGCAGGAUUUCGCCACAAGAUACAGUAAUUUUAUUAUUUUCUACUCUAUUCUUGCUAACAUUUCUAAACAAGUCUACUCUGAGCUUGAUACUGAUGAAUAGGUUUGAUGUGUAAUGUAAUAAGCAGUACAGUACCUUUUUCAAAGAACAGUGAGCAUACUUUUUUUUACUAUUAUUUUUUUUUAAACACAACCUUUGCGCUAUGACCCCAACCAACAAGAUUCUUGAAGAAAGCCGUCGGUGGGACGGCAGAAGCGCAAGUGCUGUUUAAAGCUGAAAGUGCGUCGAGCAUAGUAGUGAGAAGGAUGAGUGGACAACAGUGAAGUCUAAUGAAACGAAAAGUGCUAAAAUUGUUGUAGUAAAUCAGUCUGAUAAAUCGAUUCUUUUUGGAGUAAGUUUUUGGGAUGAGGAUUUUAAUUUGAGAAACCCUUUUGAAGUCAGGAUGGUGAAGGAGGUGCUGGGAAAAGUGGAUGCAGUCAAUAAGCAGGACUGGUAUAUCUAAUGAGCGAAAUUUCGCGAGCCAUAAUGCACGCUCCUUAUCUACUAAUGAAGUGGACAGCUUUGAUUUUCAGAACAGGGCAACGGUAAAAGUAUCAUCUCUGGCAUCCCAACAUUAAUAUCUCAGGCUGAAAAUUCCAGGAGUAGUUCAUGUACGUCGCUUGACCAGUAUGGUGGAUGGGGAAAACCGAGCAAAUUUUAUCCGUAUUACUGUUGUUUAAUUGAGUAUCUCCCGAUCUAUGAAAAGCUGGGAUAUAAACCCAGCAAAAAAACAUCCCCUUUUCAGGACCCUAUCUUUCAAAGAUAAUAUGUAAAAAUCCAAAUAACUUCAUUGUAAAGGGUUUAAACACUGUUUCCCAUGCUUGUUCGAUGAAUCAAACAAUUAAUGAACUUGCACCUGUGGAACAGUCGUUAAGACACUAACAGCUUAGACGGUAGGCAAUUAAGGUCACAGUUAUGAAAACUUAGGACACUAAAGAGGCCUUUCUACUGACUCUGAAAAACACCAAAAGAAAGAUGCCCAGGGCCCCUGCUCAUCUGAGUGAACGUGCCUUAGGCAUGCUGCAAGGAGGCAUGAGUACUGCAGAUGUGGCCAGGAAAAUAAAUUGCAAUGUUUGUACUGUGAGACGCCUAAGUCAGCGCUACAGGGAGACAGGACGGAGAGCUGAUCGUUCUUGCAGUGGCAGACCACGUGUAACAACACCUGCACAGGAUCGGUACAUCCGAACAUCACACCUGCAGGACAGGUACAGGAUGGCAACAACAACUGUCUGAGUUACACCAGGAAUGCACAAUCCCUCCAUCAGUGCUCAGACUGUCCGCAAUAGGCUCAGAGGGGCUGGACUGAGGGCUUGUAGGCCUGUUGUAAGGCAGGUCCUCACCAGACAUAAAUCGCAACAACGCUGCCUAUGGGCACAAACCGACCAUCGCUGGACCAGACAGGACUGGCAAAAAGUGCUCUUCACUGACGAGUAGCAGUUUUGUCUCACCAGGGGUGAUGGUUGGAUUCACGUUUAUCGUCAAAAGAAUGAGCAUUACACUGAGGCCUGUACUCUGGAGCGGGAUCGUUUUGGAGGUGGAGGGUCCGUCAUGGUCUGGGGCGGUGUGUCACAACAUCAUCGGACUGAGCUUGUUGUCAUUGCAGGCAAUCUCAGCGCUGUGCGUUACAGGGAAUACAUCCUCCUCCCUCAUGUGGUACCCUUCCUGCAGGCUCAUCCUGACAUGACCCUCCAGCAUGACAAUGCCACCAGCCAUACUGCUCGUUCUGUGCGUUAUUUCCUGCAAGACAGGAAUGUCGGUGUUCUGCCAUGGUCAGCGAAGAGCCCAGAUCUCAAUCACAUUGAGCACAUCUGGGACCUGUUGGAUCAGAGGGUGAGGGCUAGGGCCAUUCCCACCAGAAAUGUCCAGGAACUUGCAGGUGCCUUGGAAGAGUGGGGUAACAUCUCACAGCAAGAACUGGCAAAUCUGGUGCAGUCCAUGAGGAGGAGAUGCACUGCAGUACUUAAUGCAGCUGGUGGCCACACCAGAUACUGACUGUUACAUUUGAUUUUGACCCCGCCCCCUUUGUUCAGGGACAGGUUAUUCAAUUUCUGUUAGUCACAUGUCUGUGGAACUUGUUCAGUUUAUGUCUCAGUUGUUGAAUCUUGUUAUGUUCAUACAAAUAUUUACACAUGUUAAGUUUGCUGAAAAUAAAUGCAGUUGACAGUGA
This is a messenger RNA of Salvelinus fontinalis (brook trout), 5298 nucleotides long. RefSeq names its product zinc finger and SCAN domain-containing protein 21-like. The record is from RefSeq and is a predicted model, not a curated record. The transcript has 5 exons. Gene Ontology annotation, cellular component: nucleus. NCBI's taxonomy places the organism in Eukaryota, Metazoa, Chordata, Actinopteri, Salmoniformes, Salmonidae. Bases 223 to 1620 code for a protein of 465 amino acids.